AUGGGCAAACGAGCCGCUUCUCCCGCCUAUAUCCUGGGCGUGGGCAUGACGAAAUUCAUUAAGCCCCGCGGAAAGGUGGACUACACUGAGCUUGGUUUCGAAGCCGGCGUCAAGGCAAUGCUGGAUGCCCACAUCACAUACGAUGAGGUCGAUCAGGGAGUCGCUUGCUACUGCUACGGCGACAGCACAUGCGGUCAGCGUGUUUUCUAUCAAUUCGGCUUGACAAAGAUCCCAAUCUACAAUGUGAACAACAAUUGCUCCACGGGUUCCACAGGUCUCGCGAUGGCUAGGACAAUGGUCUCUCACGGUGCUGCUGACUGCGUUCUUGUGGUUGGAUUCGAGAAAAUGAACCCUGGGAGCUUGCAGUCGCAUUUCCAGGAUCGUGCAAACCCUACUGGCCAAUUCGGUGCCAUGAUGGCUGCCACAAGAGGUGUUACCAAUGCGCCAGGGGCCGCCCAGAUGUUUGGUAAUGCUGGACGAGAGUAUAUGGAAAAGUAUGGCGCUAAGCCUGAGGACUUUGCCGAGAUUGGCCGCAUCAACCACGAGCACUCAAAGCGCAACCCCUACUCUCAAUUCACCGAUGAAUAUACUCUUGAACAGGUCAUGAAGGCCCCGAUGAUCCACCAUCCCUUGACCAAACUCCAAUGUUGCCCUACCUCUGAUGGCGGUGCUGCUGCCGUCGUCGUCUCCCAAGCUUUCCUUGAUGCUCGUCCACAUCUUAAGGACCAAGCCAUCCUGAUUGCCGGUCAGUGCCUUGCUACCGAUGCACCUUCAGUUUACAACCGAAGCUCCAUUAGCCUCAUGGGUUUCGAUAUGGGCCGACAUGCUUGCCGGACCGCCUGCGAAGAGGCGAACGUCAAUGUUAAGGAUAUCAAAGUCUGCGAACUGCAUGACUGUUUUUCUGCCAACGAGAUGAUCACCAUUGAUGCCCUAGAACUAUCCGAUCCCGGAAAGGCUCAUGAGAUGGUUCGCCGCGGAGACAUCACAUACGGUGGCAAGAUGGUCAUCAAUCCCUCUGGCGGACUCAUCUCCAAGGGCCACCCGUUAGGAGCUACUGGUAUUGCUCAAUGUGCGGAGCUUACCUGGCACCUCCGUGGAUGGGCCAAUAACCGCAUGGUAAAGGGUACCGAUUCCGCUCUCCAGCAUAACCUUGGACUAGGUGGAGCUGUUGUUGUUACUGUCUAUAAGCGCGCGGAUGGCAAGGUUGCCGAAGCAGUUUCGAACGAAGAAGUCGGAAGGAAGAAUGGCCUUGGAUAUAACCCUGCAGUGGAAGCUAAGGGUUUCACAGUGGAACAAAUGAACAGAGUCCUUAGUAAGGAGCAUAGAAAUGAUUGGGCUAUGGCGGACACAUCGGAGAAGGUUUUGGCUCGCUUCUAAGACCCUUUAAUCACCUUUGCAACUGUGUACUACAUGUGUACAUCCAUGGAGUAACGAUAUGUGUUGUGCCUCUGUAAUUACCUGGAUGCUUUGAUG
This is a messenger RNA of Coccidioides posadasii C735 delta SOWgp, 1473 nucleotides long. RefSeq lists its product as uncharacterized. Gene Ontology annotation, molecular function: acyltransferase activity, transferring groups other than amino-acyl groups. The record is from RefSeq and is a predicted model, not a curated record. NCBI's taxonomy places the organism in Eukaryota, Fungi, Ascomycota, Eurotiomycetes, Onygenales, Onygenaceae.